This is a messenger RNA of Epithele typhae, 552 nucleotides long. RefSeq lists its product as uncharacterized. The transcript has 8 exons. The coding region runs from base 1 to 552 and encodes 183 amino acids. NCBI's taxonomy places the organism in Eukaryota, Fungi, Basidiomycota, Agaricomycetes, Polyporales, Epitheliaceae. The record is from RefSeq and is a predicted model, not a curated record.
AUGGCUCCUAAGACAUACCUUCAGUGUGUGCAAGCCGCGCUCAGCGCUGCCUUGAAGGAGAACAAAGACAAGGUCUCUCAGGAAGAUGUUCGUUUCAUCGUCUUAGAGAUGUUUGAGCUUGAAGGUAGAUUGCCUGGUCCAAACUAUGAAACAUUCGUGGAGGUUGCCCUCCUCCGUGAGGUUGUGAAGUCUCGCCGUGUUGAGAAAACCUCAGGGGAUGCUCCCGGCACAUACCGCAUCACAAAAGCGGGUCUCGAUUUCUACAAGUCCUUCGGCAAGUUUCCGUUGUUAUCAAGAGGAGAUCGGAGGCUGGAGCGUAUGUCAAUGAAGAAGAUCGCUCGCCAUAUACGUGUGCUUCGCAGUGUACUCAAGGACUGCCAAAGUACGCUAAGGGAUAUCUGCCCUACAGCUGGCGAGGAAGACUCCGUCGUGGACAUGACUAAAGUGGUCUCGGAUGCGAUCGAACUCGAAGUCAACCAGAACAUUGUUCUUAACAAGAUCUUGGAGGAAAAAUGCAGCGAGAAGAGGAACUUGUACGAAUACCACCUAUGA